Molecule: messenger RNA, 2443 nt
Organism: Nycticebus coucang (slow loris)
Lineage: Eukaryota; Metazoa; Chordata; Mammalia; Primates; Lorisidae
Product: disrupted in schizophrenia 1 protein-like
Exons: 11
Coding region: 25-2283 (752 amino acids)
Biological process (GO): neuron migration; cilium assembly
Cellular component (GO): intermediate filament cytoskeleton; microtubule; centrosome
Source: RefSeq, a predicted model, not a curated record
CGGGAGGAGCAGGCCGCCGCGCGCAUGUCGGGCGGGGGCCCCCAGGGCGCCCCAGGCGGCGGCAGCGGGGACCACCGCGCAGUUUGUCAGUUACGUGGCCUGGGCGGGUUUGAACCUGCCACCCUCGGUGUAUGUGGCUGGCGCCGUAACCACUGUGCUACAGUUGCUGAGCCUCCUUCAGCAAAGUGUUGUCAUCUUUCUUCAGGCCAUCUAUGGACAGGCAGCCCGGAUCGCAUACCACCUGCAGUGUCCUUCCGGAGGCGGCUGGCACGGAGGCCUGGCUACAUGAGAAGCUCAACUGGGCCCAGGAUCAGGUUCCCUUCCCCAGCAGUGGGCAUGUUGCCCCAAGUCCCAGCAGGGGUGCGUGGGGAGGAGUCACACUAUUCUCAGUCCAGGGUUGGACAGUGUGGCCUUGACCUGGGAGGCCGGUGUUCAGGUCUCUUGGUCAGGAACACAGUAGUGCCUACUGUGACCUCUGUGGGCCACCCAGGCCUGGCUCUGACCUCUGUGAGAGGAACCUCAGCAGGCUUUGGGAUUCAGCUCAGAGGUGGCACUAGACUGCCUUCAGGCCCUGGGGACGCUGGGUGUCAGCAAGAGUUUUCAUCCAUGGACAGUUGUGAGGCCCCAGCUGCUGGCCGGGCUGCAGCCUGUGGUGAAGGAGUGAUUGGCGCCCGGGCAACAGGCUCUCUGGCACUAACAGAGUUGAGCAGCAACAGCUGUGGCCUUGGAAGUGGCCCCUCAGCCCUCUCAGCCCUUCCUGGCUCUCACGAAGCCUUUACCUCAAGCUUUAGCUUCAUUCGGCUUUCCCUGGGCUCUGCCAAGGAACGUGGGGAAGCAGAAGGCUGUCCGCCAUCCAGAGAAGCUGAGCACCCUCGUCAGAGCCCCCAGGACAUGGGCACCAGAGCUGCUGGCUUCUUGGACAGGCCCCGUGAGGACCCUGCACAUGACUUUCCGCCCUUCCAUCUCUCCACUACUUUGGGCUCUGCAGACUCUGCCUGGGAUGCGCCAAGCAGCCCCAGGCCAGAAUGUGGGGUGCUUUCUUCCCUGGUUGUGGACAGCAGUUCCUCCUGUGCCUUGGACCCCCUGUUGGCCGGUGGUGCUGGUGAUGAGGGCGGCAGCUGGGGGGAUGCCUGUCACCAGCACACCCUGUUCAGGACGUGGGAACCUGUGCUGCGCGGCUGCCUGCUGAGCAAUCGCAGACAGCUGAAGGUAACUUCCUUAAGGUUAAAGCUUCAGAAACUUCAAGGAGCAGCAGUUGAAGAUGACGAUUAUGACCAAGCUGAGAUGUUAAAACAAAGAUUAGAAGACUUGGAGCAGGAGAAAAGCAGCCUGCACUUUCAGCUUCCGUCCAGGCAGCCACCUCUUAACAGCUUCCUGGGUCACCUGGCGGCCCAGGUCCAGGCUGCCUUGCACCACCGGGCCGCUCAGCUGGCCAGCAGUGAUGACAGCCAAGCCGCACUCAGAAUAGAGCCCUGGCCAUUGGAACCCACUGCUCAGGACAGCCUACAUGUGUCCAUCACGAGACGAGAAUGGCUUCUUCAGGAAAAGCAGCAGUUACAGAAAGAAAUUGAAGCUCUCCAAGCAAGGCUGUCUGUGCUGGAAGCCAAAGACCAACAGCUGAGAAGGGAAAUAGACGAGCAAGAGCGGCAAGCCCAGUGGCGUGGCUGCGGCCUGAAUGCCCUGAUGGGCCAGCUGUCCCUGGGCCAGUUGCAGGAGGUCAGCCAGGCCUUGCAGGACACCCUGGCCUCAGCCAAUCAGAUUCCCUUCUGUGCAGAGCCACCUGAAUCUAUAAGGAGCCUCCAGGAAAGGAUACAGUCCCUCAACUUGUCACUAAAAGAAAUCACUACUAAGGUGUGUUUGAGUGAGAGACUCUGCAGCACUCUGAGGAAGAAGGUUAAUGACAUUGACACCCAACUGCCGGCAUUGCUGGAAGCCAAAAUGCUUGCCAUCUCAGGAAAUCAUUUCUGUACAGCAAAGGACCUCACUGAGGAGAUUAGAUCAUUAACGUUAGAGAGAGAAGGGCUGGAGGGACUCCUCAGUAAGCUGUUGGUGCUGAGUUCCAGAAAUGGUAAAAAGUUGGGAAGUGUUAAAGAAGAUUACAACAGAUUGAGAAGAGAACUGGAGUACCAAGAAACUGCCUAUGAUGGUGAAGCUGGGGGUCAGGGAGCUAAGAUAGUUGCUCACGUCCCUGAGGAUGGGAAGAGAACUGGAAUGAGACUUAUUCGUCCGGCUUCAGAUCCAUACUCUUCAUUAUGCAGCUAUAUUUCCCUGGUUGCAACAUAGUAUUCUAAUUUAUUCAUUGUCUGAAGUGCAUUCCAAGAAUCAAUGAUUACUUAAGUAUUUGAGGUAAUUAAUGACCAUUUCAUGAUUUUCUUUCUGAAGAUAAAGUGCCAAGUUGGGAUUAAUGGCCGAAGCACAUAGUCAUUUUUUAUGGCUCUAUACA